GGAAAACCCCAGGACAGGAGUUUGAAGUUUGUCUCUAAAUAUCUCAGAGGCCAUUGCACAAGCUGGGGCCUGGAACACUAAUUUGGCAGAAUCUUGGGGAUAAAAAGCCUGAAAAAGUCUCUCUGUUAGCGCUAAGUUUGAAUAUAUAUAUGUCAUCAGGAUUGGUAGACUAAGGUCCAGAGUGGUAACGACUUUCUUGGAAUCUCACAGCUGAGACACAGGCCUGGAAGCCAUAUCUCUCUAGGGAGACUUUAGGAUCCUGGAGUCCAGAUCCUCUGGUGCAGGUAGAGUGACCCUGUGGGUUCAGCACCUGACUCUGCCACUGAGUACGGCUGAAUUACCUUGAGAAGUUACUUAGAUUCUCCUAGUCUGUUUCUUCAACUGUAGAAGGAGGAUACUGCCUAACUUUGGGGGUUAUUUUGAAGAUUAAAAGCAGCAGAAUGCUUGGCAUAUGGUAAGUGUUCAGUGUCAGCUGGCGAUUUGGAAGAAGCAAUAGUAGGUACCCCCUUCUCGCCCCAUUUCCUCUCUCCGAGUCUCCUGCAGCUAGCUGCCUUUCACCUCUCGGACCUACCAAGUGCUGGAAUUAGCGGCUCGUGCCUGUAUUCUGUGUUUCCAUACGUGAACCAGGACCAGCCAUCACUGUCCUGUUCCGGUAGCAACGUGGACGAAAUAAGGUGUGUUUAAGUAAACGGUCUGGGGCUGAGCUUUCUCCAGGUCAAUGUUUAUUCAGCUUAGAGCAAUUUCUUUCCAAGGCCUCCUCUGGCCAAAUUUCCCGUCAGCUCCACCAGCUCCCCCACACGCGCAGGUGCUCCUUUGUAACUGCGGAAGGGGAAAGGUCCGCUUUAGCCCAGCGAGGGGAAAAAAAAGGGAUGGGAAAAUAGAAAACUCUAUUUCUAUUUCGUGUAGGGAUAACACGAGACAGAAGAGGGAGAGCAGGCAAGGGCAGAGUGGGGAACAGCAGUAAAGGACAAGGAGCGGGGUAAAAGGGACUUACAGAUGGAGCGUAGUGGGGGUGGGGGUCCUCCUGUAACCCCUAGGUACUGGCAGGCGAACGGAUGUACGGAGCACUGGGGCAAGGGAGAGAGCAAGGCUAUAUGCAGAAAGAGCAGCGAGAUCGUAUCUUUGUGGAAGAAUGGGGGGGUCGUCUUCAGUGCGAGGUUUGUGGGUGACUGGGGGCAGGGAAUUCGGGCCGUCACCUCCACUCAGCCCGAGGUUCAGGGCGCAGAACCCGGGCUUCAGCCACCCGCUGGCGAACCGCGGAGGGGCGGGGAAAGAACAUUCGACGCCUGCGAUUGGCCGCCGCUCCACGGCCGCUGACGCGAGCGGGCGGGCCCCUUUGUGACGUCACAAUCAGCUGUUGGAGCGUUCGGAUUUGUGCCGUGAGCCCCGGCGCAGCGGCCGCAGCAGCUCCGGGCGUCCGACUGAGAGCCCUGCCGUCUCCCGGCCAGUCCCGGGUAUGCGGUUCCGGCUGUGAGCACCGGCGCCCCGGGGACGCCCGGCCGCACAACUACCUCAGCGCACCGGUUGCCGGAGCCGCCCCAGAACCCAAUAAAUUGCUGUCUCCCAGCUGUUUUGACCACAGAAAGGUGAGUCACUAGUUGCCUGCCUCCAGCUGUCUCCGGGGCAGAUGUUGUUGAGAAGGACUUGGGAGUUCCCUUGGCCUCUCAUCACCUUGUCAGAUCCCAAGCUGUCAGCUGGGAGGACCCAGACCUUCCCUAGUGCCGUGACUGCAGAGCUUCUGCCAGCUCCCGAGUCUGCUUCCAGAGGAGCAGAGAGAAUGCGUCUCACUUUCCAAGUUUUUGCACUGCCAUAGGGCGCCCCCUUGAGGUUGCUUUACCCGCUGACCAUGUUCCAGCGCUUUACCAGCCUUUUCUUCAGCACUCCUUCGCCUGCUGAAGACUCCAACUGUCCCGGGGCCUUCGUCUCAGAGGAGGAUGAAGUGGAUGGCUGGCUCAUCAUUGACCUGCAGGACAACUACACAGCUUCCCCAAAUCCUGGGGCCUCUCCUGCUCCCGCAGGCCGCCCUCCACCCGCACCCUCCUUGAUGGACGAGAGCUGGUUUGUUACCCCUCCCGCCUGUUUUACUGCAGAGGGGCCCGGUCUUGGGCCGGCCCGCCUCCAGAGCAACCCCCUGGAGGACCUCCUCAUUGAGCAUCCCAGCAUGUCCGUUUAUGUCACCGGCAGCACCAUAGUGCUGGAGUCUGGGCCACCUUCCCCUCACCCUGACACUGCCUUGCCUGAUCAGGACCUCAGCGAUGGAGAGUUGGCGCCUGCCCACCAGGAGCCCAGGGCCCUGCACCACGCAGCUGCUGCUAUGCCCGGGCGAGCUGUGCUGCUGGAAAAGGCCGGCCAGGUGCGGAGGCUGCAGAGGGCCCGGCAGCGGGCAGAGCGCCACGCCUUGAAUGCUAAAGUGCUACAGCGGCAGAACCGCGCUCGGGAGAGUCGCUCGCGCCGGCCCAAGCACCAGGGCAGCUUCAUUUACCAGCCGUGCCAGCGCCAGUUCAACUACUGAGCGCCCUUGCUGCACCCUCGAAUCCCGCGCAGUCUCCCGGUCCCAUCUGCCUCUUUGGCAGCAGCCAGUGUGCUGCUCAAGGGGUGUCCAGGGUCCGCCUGCCUCCAUCUGGAUACCAGAAGCUCCCUCCUUCCUAAGUGUUUGAGGUGGGAUGAUGGCCCUCUACUCCCUGACUUCUCAGUUUCUGAACUAAUUCACCUUCUAGCCUCUUUCAUCCCGGGUCACUCUCCCCAUCUGUUUCGGAUUCUUCAUGGUCACACUCCCACUCCCACUCUGCCAUGCUUCCUUUUCAGACCCCUGUGCUCGUCUCUCCCCGCUUCACUUUUGUUCUCCUAGCCCACCCGAUUUCUAAGAGCCUCUCCCACCGUGACCUGGCGCAUUCUCCACUUUGAGCUCCUCCUUUUCUAAGACUUGCUCUUUUCCCUUAGGAAUUGCUCCCACUCCUGUUCCGUUUCUUUCCUGUCAAUUCCCUCCCAAUCCUGACCAGGUACAACCUGCCAGGCCUGGGCCAUUGUUCUUACCCUGUAGGCAGGUGUCAGACACAGGGUUUUCAUUUUAGUUCCCCCCCUCCCCCUCCAUUGCCCUGGGGGCUGAACUCCUUGGAGCUGCUUAGGCUGGAAAGUUAAAGUAUGUGGAGGAGGACAGUGAGUUGUAAGUUAGAUAAGGUGAAGGGAAUGGAGGGAAACAGGCAGCCUAUUGGGAGGUGCAGACAGGGACAAGGGACAGAUGGGAGGAGAAACAGUAGCCAGCAGGGCAUCGUGAGAGCAGGCAUUGUGCUUGGUCAGAGGAGCUAAGCCCUGGUGUUAGCCUUGAGCCUGGAGCCUGCCCCCACUUCCUUUUCCUAUAUUCCUGAAAUCUGUCCUCAGGAGCCCUUCCCUCCCCACCUCCCAGUGAGUCUGGAGUUCGAAGGGCUUGUACCUUGUCACCUUACCUUGACAUGCCACCCCAGGAGUAGAAGCUGGGCAAGGCCCCCACAUCCUGGCCAUCUUUGUUCAUAUGCCCAAGGUGCUAGAAUUAGCUUAGGAGAGACACAGGCCAGAGGGCUUCCAGGCAGGGAAAAGGGUACAUAUCCCAAGAAUGCAGAGGGAUGAUGCUGAAGGACAGUAACUUUGGGGUAAAGCCAUCCCCAGACUGACAGCUCUGCCUUCAUCUUGCCUCUGACCUUACAUUUCAUACUUUGCUCAAUAUGGCUGGCUAAUAAACACUCCUGGGUAGGAGGCCAGGAGCCUCACUGUUCCAGUUCCCAAAUUUUUCUUACAGAAGUUCAGGGCCUUCAGGAGGCUUCUUAAUGUUCUUCCUCAGGGCUCUUCCUUUCUGGGUGCCCUGUGGUCUCUCUUCCCUUUCUAGUUAACUAUCUGGAAUUAAGGAAUUCUUGGGUAGAGCACAGGGAUGGGGUAGCCAGCUUCUCCCUUCUUGUGGUGGGGCUCAGACACCAGCAACAGCCUCUUGGGAUGCCCCCAAGUUGUUUCCGAUUCUUUCUAGCUGUCCUUUUUAAAGUGUGUGCUCUUCCUUCCUCAAAACUUUUAGAUUUCCUGUUACAUAUUAACACAGGUCUUCCCUUUCGCUUCAGCUCCAGGUUUCCGGGCCUCAAACCCAAACUGGGGCUGGAGAAAACUGCAUUCCUACGAGGGUAAAAGUAGAUGCCCUCUCUGAUGCUUUCUCACCAGGCUUCAUGUGGGGAUGGGAGAGGGUGUCCCCAGGAUGGGGACAGAGGAAGCCCUGCUAGGGUUUCCUAGCUCAAGGAUAAGCCAAACGCAAACUAAACGCAGAUCAAAACCUCACAGCAGCUUAUUAGGGCCCUAGUAGUUGAUAACUUUGUUCCCGUCCCAAGUCCUUUACAACCUAGUACACUUACUCUACCCACUACCCGAAGGUCACUUCCCAGCCAGCUUAGGAUCGUCAGCACUUCCAAGAGCUGAGACUCCCUCCAGCCCUUCUCAUUUAUUCCUCACUGCCAGAUGGGGCCUAGGCUCAGUCCUGGGCAAGUGCCCAUGAUCCUGCUGCUGUGGGAAGUUUGAUAGGGCAUUUGGCUCAACUUUCAAAAGGCCUCGCCUCUGCCCUGUAUUUCUAGAUGCUCCUGUAGUUCUAGAACCCUCCAAUCUCUCAUUUGACUGGUUGCAAGGCUUAUUUUUCUUUUGUAUUUUCCUAUAGAUUCUGUAGCAUUUGUGUGGCAAUAUUUUAAUUGUGUAUAGAUUUCUUAAGAACCAACACUACUCAGUCUCCUGCUCGUCUGCCUCCUGAAGCAUCAGACCUUGUCAUACUGUAUUGACUGUGUAUGUGCCUUUCACCUUGAGCAUGCUUCAGGAUUUUUUUCUUCUUAAACCACAGAACUUGAAUACACAAGGGAACCAGAAUUCACAAAGUCCUAUGCAACCCUAGACAGGAGGAGGUUAGAGAGUCUGUCUUGACUGAUGAUUUCAGAGACCCUACAGAAAUUGUACCAGUUUGUAUUAAUGUCAAUACUACCAGCACUUUGCCAAAACUAAGGAUGUCAGAGGGACCUGUUUCUAGAGUGAGUCCCGAUUACAUCAAAGGGCAACUUCCAGCUUUCUCCAAUAAGUCUGAGUGGUUCUCUUGAGCUGGUGUCACUUUCUAACCUUUGCCAGUCUAGCCCCAGCAGGGCACUGUGUGUGUGUGAGUGCAGUUUGGUGCUGUUUUGGAGUAUGCCUGCUCCCCAGCCUGGAACCCUCUGAUCAACUUGCUGUGACCUAUAAUGUCUUAGGUGCAACAAGGACCCUACCAGAGCUCCUGGGUGGCUUUCAAGAUCCAUGUAGCUUUGUGUGAGGGGACUGAAUGCAGACAAACCACAGCCUGCUCUAAUACCUUCUUACCCUACCACCUAGUUCCAAAUGGAACCAAGUUGAGUGCAUCUCUGUUGGGUGUUUUGUGUUGAGACUGGCUGAAAUGAAAAAUCUUUGACUGACCAUGUUGUGAUGUGUCGACAGACUCAAGAACACAACCACCUCGACUUGGUCAUGUGGCAUGCCUGUGUAUGUGUGUAACAGGAUUCUGAAUGUUAGAUUAUAAUGCUAUUCCUGUAUGGGAGAAAAAAUAAUAUAAACAAAUAAAAAUCUAUUUAAAGCA
Arvicola amphibius (Eurasian water vole) is the source of this 5596-nucleotide messenger RNA. It is a transcript of the gene Tp53inp2, whose product is annotated as tumor protein p53 inducible nuclear protein 2. NCBI's taxonomy places the organism in Eukaryota, Metazoa, Chordata, Mammalia, Rodentia, Cricetidae. The record is from RefSeq and is a predicted model, not a curated record. Gene Ontology annotation, biological process: autophagosome assembly; positive regulation of DNA-templated transcription. Bases 1847 to 2512 code for a protein of 221 amino acids. The transcript has 5 exons. Gene Ontology annotation, cellular component: nucleus; autophagosome.